AUGUCCAUAGAGAUCUGGCCUCCCGUAUCCCCGGAGGAGCUGGCCGUUAAAAAGAAGGAAUCCCUCAGGCGCGAGCUAGAAUGGAUCGUAAACGAAACCCAAACCAUCCUGAAGGAUAUCCGCCACGGACUGCAGGAUUGCUAUGCCCUUCUCGCUCCUAUCGACCCAGGUAGCACGCUCGUCAUGAGCACACAGCGAAACGAGCGUGUAAAGGGCACGGUAACCCGAGUCGGCACAAGGAUAGUCAAAGGCGCAAUCCAUCUCCAGCUCAAGACCCUCCCAACACAAACCGUGACCAUCGAUGCCUCCCACCCGAUACACAUCGCCGCCCUCGAGACUAUCCAUACCCACCUAACAGAGUGCAUCGAUCUGCUCUCUCUAACCUCCACCACCCCCACACAGAACGCGAGCCAGCUCGCCGCUCAGCUCCGAAUCCUCUCCGCCUCCCUCGGAGAGUCCUCUUCUCUUCUUAAAGGCCCGCCGCUGAACGAAGCCGACCCCCGCUGGCAAACCGACUCCUGUCCGCCCGUUCACUUUUCUCCACCCCUCGGACCGAAUGUCAGCAUACAUCUAGGGCUGCAGGAGUCAAGUCUGGUGUUGUGGCUUCGCGCGCUGGAGCCCGUCGAUGCACCGCAACAUUUUGGUACGAAACUGGGUCUUGCGCUGGGAACGGUGCGGAGGUUGGAACACGAUGAGAUGGACCGCCCGUUUCGGUUCUCGUAUAGCACCAUUACGGACGGCGGGGAGAAGCACAAGCACGGUAGGGCGCACCCAACGAGCGGCGCGAGUAGCGUUAGCGGGCUGGGAACGCCAUCGAGCAACGGCGAACCGAACGAGGUGUUUGUGAGAGAGAAGGUCCGCGUCGAGAGCUUACCUGACCCCAACCUCAUGUCCUUGUCUUCGAAGCUAAUUGCUUUGGGAUAUACGCUGGCUAGCGCAAGGAGGAAUCUAGCGGCUGUCAUGGGCGAAGAAGUUGACGAGUGA
Molecule: messenger RNA, 984 nt
Organism: Colletotrichum truncatum
Lineage: Eukaryota; Fungi; Ascomycota; Sordariomycetes; Glomerellales; Glomerellaceae
Product: 37S ribosomal protein Rsm22
Cellular component (GO): RAVE complex
Source: RefSeq, a predicted model, not a curated record